This is a messenger RNA of Rhopilema esculentum, 2639 nucleotides long. RefSeq lists its product as uncharacterized. Lineage: Eukaryota; Metazoa; Cnidaria; Scyphozoa; Rhizostomeae; Rhizostomatidae. The record is from RefSeq and is a predicted model, not a curated record.
AACCUUUCGAACGAAAGAUUUCCGAUAUAGGACAUUGCUUGUUCCUUGAUAACAGAGACCGGAAGAAAUUCCUCUUUCAUUCUAAUGUGAGGGACAUUUGCAAUAGAACACUAAGUUAUUUCAAACGUCAAAUCAGUUAGAUUUUGAUAGCCAUCAUGUUAGAGAGGAAAACGUUACUAAUGCUCUGCACAUUGUGCUAUGCUGCAUGUUUAGUUUCGACUCAAAGUGAGUUCGAUGUCGGUAUAGGCCAACAGCAGCAAACUACAUUUGGUCAAAAGGUUGAUGAAAUUGCUGUGAAAGACAAAAUAGCUGAACAAAUAAACACAACCGAGAAAAGAACCUUUCUGUACCAUUCAAAAGACAAAAAACCAAUGGCAGUUUAUGAUAAACUUUUCAAAGGAAGUAUUAUAUUAAUGUUGAGGUCAUACUUAACUUCACUAGGUCAAGAUUCUUGGUUAUUCAAUAACUAUGACCCAGACCAUGUAAAUGUCCAGCGAACCAAUGAUAAUGUUCCAUGGGUAAACUACAGAGAUCCAGCAGAGUUUGAGAAAAUGCUUGUUUCAAAGACCUUGGUCAAAGCAAUCAAUGAUUUAAAUGGUGUAAAAGAAGAAUGGUACCCAUGUAAAGUGACUGGAAAAGUUGUACGAAGAGGUGAUCAUACAAAAGUUGUUGCGGAUUCUGCAGAGACUGGGGAAUUCUCAGUGCUGUUUUAUCUAAACUCCAAAUGGAGGAAGAAUUACUAUGGAGAGUUGUACUUCUUUGACGAUGAUCGGGAAAUAAUGCAUGGUGUUACUCCCAGGCCAGGUCGUGUUGUAAUAUGGGACAGCUCGAUUCUGCGCUUGACAAGGCCCCCAAGUGUCUCCUUCAAACAAGGACAGAUUUUGCUCCACAUCACAUAUUCAAAGUCAAAACAAAAGAUGCUCAAUGAACAUGAAAAAUGGACAGCUUUUUGGAAUGAUCGUUUAGAAGCAAAGAAGACAUGGUAUCUUCCUGAUUAUGAGGAAACAGACGAUAAACCAUUGGUUCCAGAUGUUUCAAAGCAUCUAUUUGCAAAUUAUUCAACUUUAAAGGGCGAGAAAAUAUUUGUUUUUGAUAAUCUGUUUCCAAAAGACUUGCUUGACCAUAUGCGGGCUCAUGUGUUGAAGUAUGGAACAUACUUUUACGAUGACAGCAUUGAUGAGGAGAGUGACAAUGUGCAGUGGAUAGCUGGCCUCGAUAUGCCAUUGUACUUGAAAAGCCCAUACUGGAAGAUCAUUCAUGCGGUCGCAAAGUAUGCAUCUGGUUCUUCAGAAUGGUUCCCAUAUGAUGUGUCAACAAAUCUGGUACGCAAUGCAGACCAUACUAGGAUACAUCUGGACACCGGGCAUGACAAGGAGAAGGAAUGGACAUUCCUCGUAUACCUGAAUCCAAACUGGACGCAGAAUUAUUAUGGAGAAACAGCGUUUUUUGAAAGGAAUAGUGAUGAUACAGAAAUUGUUGCAGAGGUUAGGCCAAGAUAUGGAAGAUCUGUUAUUUUCCAAGGCCAAAUACCACAUUCUGCUCGACCUCCAAGUCUGAAUUUCACUGGAGCUCGGCUGACGUUUGUCACAAAAUUGCAAGAAAAUGAGUACUAUGGACGCUACAAGAAUCUUGAAGAGGAACUAAGGCAUUUCCAAUCGCAUUCGGGUGCCAUUGCGACGCUGGAAACAUUAUCACGCUCAGGAGACGAAUUACAAUAUAUGCAACAGAUGAAGAAAGUGAGGGAUCAAAGGAAAACACCUAAAUAUAAGACUGAAAAUGCAGAUACAAAGCAGCCAGUUGAGAAUGAGGGUGGUGAAGAUGGUGUUGAAUAUACAGAUAAGGUUGACAUUGAUAGCGAGGGUGAAGAGGGUGAGAAUGAGGAGACAGAAGGCGAGGAAGAAGAAGAGGAGCCAGAGGAAGAAGGGGAAGCACCUGAAGAUGUAUCAGAGUUAGUGCAAAGGCAGAGGCCCCCGGCUGAUGCGCAAACUGACGAGCCAAAUGAAGAAGAGGAAGAAAACCAGCCUGAUGUCCAGUACAUCGUGUCUAAAAUGGAGGAGAUUAAGAAAAAAGACUUUGGAAAUGCAAAGCGUGUUGCAGAUUUGUACAAUGAGAUGAAAAGCAAAGAUGCGGAGCUCUUGGCAAAAAUGAGCGAGAAGUUCCCAACUUUGUUGUAAGUUGGAGUUUGGAGUCUGAAGCAGCGGAGAAUAAUCUCGAUGAAUGAAACAUUUUGUAGAAACUUUGUCAACACAUUUGAGCUAGAGUGUUGUUCUUGUGUUUUUCCAUGUUUUAGAAAGUUGCUUUCUUCACCCCAUAAGGGUUGAAUUUUAAAGUCGCUGGCAGUGAUAAAGUCGAUCGAAAACCUUCUUCAACAGCUGGUCACUUUAAGAUAACACCAAGAAUGCAUUAGGUUUAAGUUUAAAACUUGCUUCUCCUUCAGACCUUUUUAGAACCCCUUGCUUCUCCUUCAGACCUUUUUAGAAUCCCUUUAUGUUUUUAUUCUUUCCUGCAACACCUCUCUUAUUUUUUAUAAACAUCGGCAGCGGAUUUUACACCUUUUUAAUGAAGUAAGAAUACCAUGUAGUUGAGUUAUUUAUAAUGGCAAUUUGUAGGAUGGGAGCUGAAAUAUUUGCUGUUUUGGA